This is a messenger RNA of Thelazia callipaeda (thelaziosis nematode), 1032 nucleotides long. The record is from the annotation of a GenBank genome assembly. Lineage: Eukaryota; Metazoa; Nematoda; Chromadorea; Rhabditida; Thelaziidae.
AUGUUGAUAGUGCAAUGUGCACUAAUUGUAGCCAUUUGGGGGCCAUUUGGCGGGUUUGGGAUACAACCAUGGGAUCGGCACUUUGGAACUGAAAUUAAUCUCUUAGAAACUAGUAAGCACCCUGUCUAUGAUCGCAAAACUAGACGUCUUGUCAAUGCUGUUAAGCAGAAACUAGAUUCAAAUGAAAGGCUUAUAGUAUUGUCCUGUGUCAAGCAAUGUUACCAUGCCCAAACUCAGAUUCCUCAAUGGAUUCGCGAGUUCUCGGAACAGAAUAAUGAAACUACAUAUGGACGAUCUUUGAGCUAUCAAUUUUAUGGUAGCUGGAGAAAUAAUGGUAUUUUCAACGAUUAUUCUGCGCAGAAUGCUUCUAAACCACAUUUGGUUUAUGUUGUCAGUGGACGGUUGUUUCGAUACGAUAGUAAUUUGGCAAACAAAAGUGAGUUUUUCUCAUUCCUCAAGUCGCAUGAGUUAGGAGGUGCCAAAACUGUGCAAACCUGGGAACAACUGGAAUCAAUUAUAAACUUAGCCGAAUUGUGCCAUGGCGAGAAACAAGUUUUGCUAGUGGCUGAUAACGAUCGGUGCCCAGUGCGUCAUUACGAAUUAAUUGUUCGGGCUUUUGAUGGUAUUGUUAACUAUAGUUUCUAUGAAAUAGAAACGCCAUUGUUGACGGAUAUGUAUAUUGAGUUAUAUACUCGUCUUCCUGAACUUCCAUUUGUUUGUCAACUCAUUUUACUCAUGCAGAAUAGUGGUUACGUAUGGAUAUCAGCCGAUGCUGAUGUUCAUGAGCUAAUCAUCGCCGUUGAAAGUUUACAAAAUCUCAAAUGUGACCGUGGUUCAUCAAGUGACUGGUAUCCCAUUCGAGAGCAGCUAACAGCACUAGAAAGGGAUUAUCUUCGAGAAAAUGAGCAAGCAUCAACUUUGGUAUCAAAACCAAAUUAUAUUUUGGUUGGUGCUACUGGUGGGAUCGCUGUAGUUGCGCUAGCAAUAAGCAUUUUUUGGGGUCUUAAUGGUUCCACUUUUGCACGACAGUAA